AUGAACGACUUUGACGAGUGCGGCCCGAGCGCAGCCAGCAUGUACCUGCCCGGCUGCGCCUACUACGUGGCCCCGUCGGACUUCGCCAGCAAGCCGUCGUUCCUGUCGCAGCCGUCGUCCUGCCAGAUGACUUUCCCCUACUCGUCCAACCUGGCGCCGCACGUCCAGCCCGUGCGCGAGGUGGCCUUCCGCGACUAUGGCCUGGAGCGCGCCAAGUGGCCGUACCGCGGCGGCGGCGGCGGCGGCGCGGGGGGCGGCGGCGGCGGGGGCGGCCCCGGCGGGGGCGGCGGCGGCGGCGCGGGGGGCUACGCUCCCUACUACGCGGCAGCGGCGGCGGCGGCGGCGGCGGCCGCGGCGGCCGAGGAGGCGGCCAUGCAGCGCGAGCUGCUCCCGCCCGCGGGCCGCCGGCCGGACGUGCUCUUCAAGGCGCCGGAGCCGGUGUGCGCGGCGCCCGGGCCUCCGCAUGGCCCCGCGGGCGCCGCCGCCAACUUCUACAGCGCCGUGGGCCGCAACGGCAUCCUGCCGCAGGGCUUCGACCAGUUCUACGAGGCGGCGCCCGGGCCCCCGUUCGCCGCGCCGCAGCCCCCGCCGCCGCCCGCGCCGCCGCAGCCCGAGGGCGCCGCCGACAAGGGCGACCCCAAGACGGCCGCCGGGGGCAGUCCCUGCGCCAAGGCCACCCCGGCCUCGGAGCCCAAGGGGACAGCCGAAGGCGGCGACGGCGAGGGGCCCCCGGGGGACACGGGGGCGGAGAAGAGUGGCGGCACAGUGACCCCCCAGCGGUCCCGGAAAAAGCGCUGUCCCUACACUAAGUACCAGAUCCGCGAACUGGAACGGGAGUUUUUCUUCAAUGUGUACAUAAACAAAGAGAAAAGACUCCAACUCUCACGGAUGCUCAACCUUACUGACCGGCAAGUCAAAAUCUGGUUCCAGAAUCGCAGAAUGAAAGAAAAGAAACUGAACAGAGACCGCCUGCAGUAUUUCACUGGAAACCCCUUAUUUUGA
Sorex araneus (European shrew) is the source of this 1002-nucleotide messenger RNA. RefSeq names its product homeobox D11 (gene HOXD11). Gene Ontology annotation, molecular function: DNA-binding transcription factor activity, RNA polymerase II-specific; RNA polymerase II cis-regulatory region sequence-specific DNA binding. The record is from RefSeq and is a predicted model, not a curated record. Gene Ontology annotation, cellular component: nucleus. Bases 1 to 1002 code for a protein of 333 amino acids. Gene Ontology annotation, biological process: regulation of transcription by RNA polymerase II; anatomical structure development. Lineage: Eukaryota; Metazoa; Chordata; Mammalia; Eulipotyphla; Soricidae. The transcript has 2 exons.